Camponotus floridanus (Florida carpenter ant) is the source of this 1110-nucleotide messenger RNA. RefSeq names its product odorant receptor 4-like. Gene Ontology annotation, molecular function: olfactory receptor activity; odorant binding. NCBI's taxonomy places the organism in Eukaryota, Metazoa, Arthropoda, Insecta, Hymenoptera, Formicidae. Gene Ontology annotation, biological process: detection of chemical stimulus involved in sensory perception of smell; sensory perception of smell. The transcript is spliced from 6 exons. Gene Ontology annotation, cellular component: plasma membrane. Bases 21 to 944 code for a protein of 307 amino acids. The record is from RefSeq and is a predicted model, not a curated record.
UAUAUCUCGAACAUGAUAAUAUGCUUCUUCUUAUGAAAGGGGGUUGCGCGCUGACUGCCUUUCUACAAGUUCCGAUACAGAUUACUUUAUUUACGCUUCAGAGUGAUCGUUUGCAAGUUAUAAUAUACGAAAUGGAAAAUUAUAUUCAACAAGCAAAAUCAGAAGAGAAGAAUGUAUUUCAAAAAUAUAUUGAUAAAUGCAAAUUAUUUUAUGGAUUAACAAUAAGCUGGAUAGCUAUAACUGCUAUCGCUAUUAUUUUUGGACCAUUUUUGCUACCUCAACCUUUUCCAAUUGAAGUAAAGUAUCCAUUUUAUGUGAGCCAGCAACCGUUAAAAACUAUCAUUUACCUGCAUCAUGCGGUGAACGUAUAUCAAAGUUAUGUACAAGUAUGUAGCAAUGUCUUCGUAGCUGUUUUACUUUGGUUUAUAGCUGCAAGAUUUGAAAUUUUAUCUCACCAAUUUCGGAAAGUUAGAAGUUUUUCAGAAUUUAAAAUCUGCAUACAAUUGCAUCAACAGCUCUUACGAUAUGCGAAAGAGGUUACUAAAGCAGUCCGAUAUAUAACAUUAUCAACAAUAGGAUUCAGUACUGUAGCAGUAGUAUUUAGCGGUCUUACCUUUUUAAGCCGACAACCAUUAACUAUAAAGGCCCAAUUUUUGACUGUUGGUGCAUCUUCACUUAUAGAAGUUUUUGUUUGCGCGUGGCCAGCUGAUUAUGUCUUGAGUACGAGCAAUAAUGUUGGUUAUGCUGCAUACGAAUCGUUAUGGUAUAAGAAAGAAGUAUCUUUACAGAAAGAUUUAAUAUAUGUUAAAUCGCGAUGUCAGCAGCCUGUAUCCGUAACUGUACCGUGCAUGCUACCGACUCUUUCACUUAAUUAUUAUGCUUCUUAUUUAUCAACUGCAUUUUCCUAUUUAACAACUUUCCGAGUAAUUUUCGAAGAUGAUUGAUGGGCUAGAAAUAUGAUGGAUUGUACGUAUUAUGGUUUUUUAAUGUGAAAAAAAUAUAUGAUGCACUGUAAAUAUUUAGUGUGUACAAUACUGUUAGGAUUAUUAAAUUCAUCUUACGCAAUUGUGAUAUGAUACGACAAAAUAUUCUUCUAUAAAUAUAAACAUA